AUCCCGUGAGGAAAUGGGCGGACCCGGGAAAGCUCGACCGGGCUGCGUGGGCGGCCGAAGGGAGGGCAGAAAGGAGCCGCGGCGGCGGUAUUUAAGGGAGAGUCGAUCGGAGAUCUCAGACAGGACGGAGCUUAGAGAGCCCAGAGCAAAGCGAAGCCAUUUCAGCACCACACAUCCAGUGGACAGCUAGACUUAUCGGCGCUUAGAACAGCAACAGAAACAAAAACCUUCCCAUCAUGGUUCUCAUCUGGACCCAGUUCGGUGUGAAGCAAAAGAACGGAAAUGUCAAGUGCAAAGUGCGAGUUAUGCACAGGGGGGACAGCUCCGGAUCUUCAUCGUCAGCGGAGAGCACCAAGCCUGAGCAGGACACGCCCUGCCUGUCCAUCAAACCGACAGGCAAGGACUUCUACAAGGUCCUGGGCGUCUUGCCUGAAUCCAACGAAGAUGACAUCAAGAAGGCCUACAGGAAGAUGGCCCUCAAGUUCCAUCCAGACAAGAACAGUGACCCUGAUGCGGAAGAGAAGUUCAAAGAGAUCGCAGAGGCUUACGAGAUCCUGACCGACCCCCAGAAGAGGAGCAUUUACGACCAGUUUGGAGAAGAAGGCCUUAAGAAUGGAAUUUCAGCAGGCCAAGGCAACAAUUUCCGCCACAAUGACCCCCACGCCACCUUCUCCUCCUUCUUCCACAACUCCGACCACUUUGACAUCUUCUUCGGCAAUGACCCCGAUGCCGAUGACGACCUCUUCAACCCUUUCCGGCGAUCCACCUUCACUAACCUAGGUGGCUUCGCCGGCUAUGAGGCUGGCCUGCGGAAGGGCGCACAGCACCUGUCCGGCGAGGCCGUGGUGCACGACCUGCCGGUGACCCUGGAUGAGGUGAUGCAUGGCUGCACGAAGCAGAUGAAGAUCACACGCAGCCGCCUCAACCCCGAUGGCCGGAGCCUGCGAACGGAGGAGAAAGUGCUGAACGUUGUGGUGAAGAAAGGCUGGAGGGCCGGGACAAGGAUCACUUUUCCCAGGGAGGGCGAUGAGACCUCCAACAGCCCCCCCGCAGACAUCACCUUCGUUCUCACAGAUCAAGAGCACCCACAGUACAAGAGAGAUGGGUCCAACAUUGUCUACACAGCCCAGAUCACCCUCAAAGAGGCUCUCUGCGGAUGCACAGUCAACGUCCCAACGCUAGACAACCGCAUGAUGCCUCUACCGUGCAGCGACAUCAUCAAGCCGGGCGAGGUGCGGCGGCUGCGGGGCGAGGGCCUCCCGCUGCCCAAGAGCCCGUCCCAGCGGGGCGACUUGGUGGUGGAGUUCCAGGUGCUCUUCCCCGACAGGAUCCCGCCACAGUCCCGCGAAAUCAUCAAGCACAGCCUGGGGCAGUGCUAGCCUUCUCCGCGUCUACUCGACACAACCUCACCAUGUGUCUUUCUCGAUUGUGAAACACACCUUUGCCUACGGUGCUAAUAUACCACAACCAAUCACAACCUCUUAUUGUGUUUGGGGGAAAGGCAAGCGGAGCUGAGUUGAUAGUCAAACUGGACUCUAGAGAGGAAACGUUCUGUACUCCUAGCACAACGCACAACAGCUGCCGGCGCCACUUGGGUGGUAGUUGCAGGAUUAAUGAAAGGUUUCUUAGCUGUCUGAGGCGUGCAUUCACUCAACAGCCUUCUCCUAUGAAAAGGUGUACAUGUACUGUUAUACUUGCAAGCUUGUGGCAGGAUAUCAGUGUGCUAUUUAAGUCUGUAUAGACUUACUUAAACCUUAACGGUAGAAACAAGUGAAGGAAAAAAAAAACAACACCUCUCUUCUUUUUCUUCUUCCUAUUAUUAUUCUCAUGGUUAUAUGGAGCUCAUAUGACUGAUCUUUUGCAUUGAUUUAUUACAAUAGCAAAAACUACUUGUGUGCAAAGGUCUACUUUGUGUGCAAAAUGAAAAAAUGUUGUCUCUAAAAGAGAUUCACUUGUCAAAUGUUCUAUUGAAUGACUAGAAAAGUUUGUAUAUAUUCUGCAAUAAGAUAUGCUGAUGUGUUCUUACUUUAUUCUACGGCAUGAAAAAUAAAAAGACAAGAAAAA
Messenger RNA from Fundulus heteroclitus (mummichog), 2064 nucleotides. Its product is annotated as J domain-containing protein. Gene Ontology annotation, biological process: negative regulation of transcription by RNA polymerase II. Gene Ontology annotation, cellular component: cytosol. The record is from RefSeq and is a predicted model, not a curated record. Gene Ontology annotation, molecular function: protein-folding chaperone binding. Lineage: Eukaryota; Metazoa; Chordata; Actinopteri; Cyprinodontiformes; Fundulidae. The coding region runs from base 237 to 1379 and encodes 380 amino acids. The transcript has 4 exons.